AUGCAGCUCCCAAAGCUUCCAGCGAAAGCCGCAUACAUCCAUCUUCGAAACCCAGCAAGGCGCAAUGCCCUGAGUCUGGAGAUACUAGAAGAUCUCCGCACGCAGCUACUCGCGCACCUCACGUCACCAUCAUCCGGCAGAGUUUUGACGCUCCCUCCCUUUAGACCCCCAAUCUUGCGAGAGCUCGAGAAGGCAGGCUCAUCGUCUGACUCGGGCGACAGGAGCUCGUCAGGAUACAGCUGGCUCGUCGAUGCCGCAGAAUGGAACCGAGAGCGAGCCGGGCUCCCGAACGUCCUCGUCCUCCGAAGCAGUCCGGGGCCAGUCUUUUCGUCGGGUCAUGACCUCAAACAACUGGCCUCGCUCUCGCGUGUGGAGGUGAAGCGCACGUUUACUCUCUGCGCCGAAGUCAUGUCUCUCAUUCGCCAGAGCCCGGCACCCGUCAUCUGUCCCAUCCAUGGCCUCGCGACGGCUGCCGGACUCCAGCUCGCGUUGUCGACCGAUUACCCAAUCGCCCUGUCUACCACCAAGUUCCAGCUGCCCGGCGCGAGCAUAGGAAUACCGUGCACGAGCCCCGUGACGGCCGUAUCCCGGCGCCUACCACCAGGCCAAGCUUACCGACUUCUUCUCACAGCCGAAGCGGUCGCCGCUGACGACAUGCGAGGUGCUGUCGAUGUGGUGCCGACGCCCGAGCAUGCAGAGUCCACGGACACGGCGGCUGCCGCCUUCGAAGGGCGCGUUGCGGAGGUGGUGGAGAGACUUGCGGGGUCAGGGGGUCAGCCGAUGGCCCUCGGUAAAUGGGCCUUUUGGACACAGCUCGGUAUCAAAGGUGACGAUGUUGACGGAAGAGGAGGUGAUGGUUAUGAGGAUGCGGCGAGUUGGGCCGGACGAGUCAUGGCGCUUCAUGCGGGAAGUGCUGAUGCCCAAGAAGGAAUCGCAUCCUUUAUUGAGAAAAGCAAGCCGCAAUGGCAGACUUGA
This is a messenger RNA of Colletotrichum abscissum, 975 nucleotides long. RefSeq names its product enoyl-CoA hydratase/isomerase. Lineage: Eukaryota; Fungi; Ascomycota; Sordariomycetes; Glomerellales; Glomerellaceae. The transcript has a single exon. The coding region runs from base 1 to 975 and encodes 324 amino acids. The record is from RefSeq and is a predicted model, not a curated record. Gene Ontology annotation, molecular function: hydro-lyase activity.